AUGGAGAAAGUAUCAGAGUCGGUGUUUGUGGGUAUGUGUCAGAUAGUGGGAACCUCACAACAGAUUGCAAUUAGAAGAGCGUCGGUUGGUUUAUCGGAGAUAGUACAGAAAGGGGUAGCAAAUAACGAUAUAAACAUAAUAAUGAUGAGUGGCAGCCAUAGAGAAGGGUUCAGAAUGGUGGGAUCAGAUAUAGACUACAUGAUCUGGCCAAACAACCACCGAGUGAUCCUGGACCUUUCUCAGUCUGAGUUUUACAACACAGCCAUUACAACAUUGAUUCUCUCUGACAAUUCUGAGAGUCCACCAGGAUUUACAUUACUUCAGUUACUGACACCGCGAACAAACGCUUUAGUCCUAUCAACAUUAGUCAGAAUGAACGACAAUGUCUACAUAUCAAGUUCGAGACACAGACAAGAAACUCUCUCAAAUCCAUUUCCUAAUUCUACUAUUCAUGGACCUUGCAGUAGCGGGGUAGUCAUAGGCGUUAAUUAUGACAUAGCCCACUGUUACGUAUGUGACGUUUGGCCUACUUAUGCAUUAUCAUGGAAAGAAAGAUGUCACUCAUGGCCUAAUCCUUACGUUGUUGAUGAUAUCCUAAAAAGCGAAUGUCACUUUGUAGCUAUAGGACACCCGUUAGGACUCCACGAAAAUGAAGAAUGGAGAAUUUCUUUCUCUCAGGCAGAAUACAAAUGUGUGCAGGCGAUGAAUCACUGUCAGUUUCUGACUUAUGGAUUGUUAAAACUCUUUUUAAAAGAAGUUAUAAACGAGCAAUCUGAAGAAACCAGUCAAUUAUUGUGUUCAUAUCAUAUAAAGACAGCAGUUUUCUGGGCAAUUCAGCAAAACACACUACUUAAAUGGUGUCCACAAAAUCUUCUGGUCGGUUUCUGGUCUUGCUUUAAACUUCUUCUUAAAUGGGUUUAUGAGGGAAUAUGUCCAAACUUUUUUAUCCCACAAAACAACUUAUUUUUGGCAAAGGUUUAUGGUUCGAUACAGAUUAUUUUGUUUCUACAGUUGCAAGAGUUAUACAAAAAAGGUCUGACCUGUCUCUUACAGAGUUCGACUAUAAGAUCACACAUCAUUAAUGUCCUAUACAAUCCUAUACUUUUAAUUUGCAUAGAUGAAAAUGUUAUAUCGGAUGAAAUUAAGAAUGAUGCAGAACAUAUCAACGAGUUUCUUAUUCCGUUGCGCCUCAAGGCCCCAUGUAGCUACAUCAAAGCCAUACAGAUAAUAGAACAUUUGGUUUAUUCUUCAUUGACACACUAUGAAUUUGCAAGUUUACAAAGACUUACGGUUAUCAUCAUUCAGUGUACUGCUUUUUAUCUUUACAAUAUGUCUGCUAACAAAAGCGUCAACAAACAGCUGUACAUUUUUGACAAAAUAGCGUGUCACAUUCUGAAAUUCGCAGCUAAGUUUGGAUGUAUUUCUGACCCGUUGUACAUUGCCAUGUAUUAUUACAAUUCACUCAGAUACAAGGAAGCAGCUUCUGUUAUAAAAAUGACAAAGAUCAGACACAUUGAUACAACAUUAUCACAAGCAGCUCUGGAUGAACUACAGAUCCUAGUCCACCAUGAUCAGGGAGAUAUUCCACUACAAGAUUCUAUAUCAUUGAGGUCCUGGACAAUCCUAGACUUUUGA
Molecule: messenger RNA, 1635 nt
Organism: Magallana angulata
Lineage: Eukaryota; Metazoa; Mollusca; Bivalvia; Ostreida; Ostreidae
Exons: 3
Coding region: 1-1635 (544 amino acids)
Source: RefSeq, a predicted model, not a curated record